This is a messenger RNA of Adineta ricciae, 5715 nucleotides long. The record is from the annotation of a GenBank genome assembly. Lineage: Eukaryota; Metazoa; Rotifera; Eurotatoria; Adinetida; Adinetidae.
AUGAACCUUCGUAGAAUUAAUCCAAAAUGGUUAUAUAUGCAUCUGAUUAAGCUAAACUAUGCUUCGAUUUUCUUCGUAUUGAUACUCGCCAAUUUCGUCAACACAAGCAGUGCACAACUAAGAGUACGUAUGCAUUUGUACAUCUAUUGCAGCAACGUUCGUGUUCACGUGGACUUUUCUUUCCUAAUGAUGAUGCAAUCAGCCGAUGGAACGACUACUAGUAGCGAUAAUAAACAGGCAACUACUGUGAAUAAACAGUUCAAGCGUAUUUGCUAUCUCCAUGAGUUGGUAAAAAGAGGCGCAUUUUCUGCAUACAUGUUCGAGUCAAUUGAUCGGCUAAACUACGCUUCGAUUUUCUUCGUAUUGAUCCUCGCCAAUUUCGUCAACACAAGCAGUGCACAACUAAGAUACAACGAUUCCAAUACGGUAACACCACCACCAGGCUAUGGAUUUGCACCCGGCUAUGGUUCAUCCCAAUAUCAACCAAGAAAUGUCAAAACCAGCGGUGAAUGCAAUAAUUGUAAUCAACCAUGUUUUUGUAUAGCACAAAAAGGAGAUCAGGGUCCAGCUGGUCCCAUGGGUCCUGCAGGUGCUCGAGGAUCGGAUGGUGUGCCCGGUCCUGAAGGACCUGAGGGUAUGAAAGGAGAAAAAGGUGAUCGGGGUCUGCCUGGUCUGCCUGGUCAAAAAGGUGACAGAGGUCGAUCCGGUGAACCAGGAAUGCCAGGUCAUCCCGGUUUGCCCGGUCUUCCAGGUCCAAGAGGUCCAGAAGGUUUACCUGGUCGUGAUGGUUGUAAUGGAACAAAAGGAGAAUCUGGCCGAUCAGGAUUUAAUGGACAGCCUGGUCGCCCCGGUGAACCUGGUCUACCUGGACAACGAGGGCAGAAAGGCGAACCUGCACAAGCUUUGCCUGGAUUCAAAGGGGAAAUCGGAGAAAUGGGACCUCCUGGUCUUCCCGGUGCUGCUGGUCCUCCUGGUAAUCCUGGUAUUCCUGGAACCCCUGGCACAGUUGGCUUUCCUGGACGUGAAGGCCAAAAAGGCGAUCGUGGUGAACCAGGCCGUCCAGGUAACGCUGGAGUGGGUCUCAGUGGCGAAAAAGGUCAAAAAGGAGAACCCGGAUCUUCUGCACCAUAUACACCACCAACAAUCGCUGAAAUUCAAGGAAAUUACAGUUAUGUUCCAUUAUCAAUCCCUGGUGCCCCAGGUCAAAAGGGUGCUAUGGGACCCAAAGGAGAACCUGGAGAAAUUGGCUAUCCAGGUGCACCUGGUUCAGCUGGACCACCUGGUUUGACCGGUGAAAAAGGUGUUCCAGGUCCUGUUGGCCCUCGCGGUCCAACUGGUUUACCUGGCCAAGCUGGCUUUCCCGGACAAGCAGGAGAUCGCGGCAGUCCUGGUUAUCCCGGUCAACCAGGUAGCCCUGGAAGACCUGGUCAAAAUGGAGCACUAGGAGAAAAGGGUGAUCGUGGUUUCCCUGGUAUGCCUGGCAUGUGUUUACCGGAUCAGCAUGGCGAUGCUUCACCUGGACAACCUGGCCCAACUGGAGCCAAAGGAGAACGCGGUCCACCCGGCGCACCUGGUUAUCCUGGUCCAUCUGGCCUACCUGGAUCGCAAGGUCCCAAAGGUGAUCGUGGUUUUGAUGGAUUACCUGGCAGCCCUGGGCAACCUGGACGUGAUGGUGUAAAAGGAGACAAAGGUGACAGUGGACGACAUGGUGAUCCUGGAUCAUCUGGAUUUCCUGGUCCCCAAGGUUAUCGUGGAGCAAAAGGUGAACCAGGUCCAAAAGGUGAACCUGGUCGUUCGAUUCCAGGGCCGCCUGGUAUCGAUGGUUAUCCUGGUCCAGCCGGUCUUUCAGGAGCCAAAGGUGAACGCGGUUUGCGCGGUCUUCCUGGCUUACCUGGUAAUUCAACUGCAAGUGCUGGUUUACCUGGUCCUCAAGGACCCGUGGGACCACCAGGUAGUCCUGGCGCUCCUGGUUUUCAAGGUAUUGCUGGUUUGAAGGGAGUCAAAGGAGACCGAGGUCUUGAUGGAGUCUGCGGUGCUCGUGAUGGAUUAAAAGGUAGCAAAGGUGAGCCUGGACCUCCCGGAGAAUCAGGUACACCCGGUCAACGUGGUUCACCAGGAGAAAAAGGUGAUCGAGGCGAUGUCGGUUCACAGGGUUAUCCCGGCAAUGUUGGCUCAGCUGGUGCACCUGGUCGCAACGGUAACGAUGGUAUUCCAGGCGAGAAAGGAGAAAAAGGAGAAUCAGCUCGUGUCUCAACUGUACAAGGAAUGUCCGGAGAAAAGGGAACGCCAGGUCUUCCCGGUUUGAAAGGCGAUCGUGGAGAGAAAGGUGCACCUGGUUACAGCGGUCGUGAUGGUCAACCGGGUGCAAUGGGUUCUGCUGGAGCUAAGGGUGAUGCCGGUUAUCCAGGUCAGCCAGGCCCCCCAGGUAGUCCUGGCCCAAUGGGUGAUAUUGGUCCGCCAGGCGCGACAUUACCUGGUGAACGUGGUGAAAAGGGUAUUCCAGGUCCAGUUGGUAUUCCGGGCCCACAAGGUCCUUCUGGUGCGAAAGGAGAGCCGGGCCGGCCUGCACCCCAAGGAAUAACAUCAAUGCCCGGUGCACCAGGAGAAAAAGGUGACCGCGGCUUCCCAGGUGCAUCCGGAUCACCAGGGCUACAAGGCCCGAAUGGUCUUCCAGGUUUACCAGGUUCACCAGGCCUAAAGGGUGAACCAGGUUUACCAGGCAUCCCUGGUCUUCCCGGACCAAAAGGCAUUACGGGUUAUCGUGGAGAACCAGGUCUCCCUGGCCGUGAUGGAUCACCAGGUCUUCCCGGCACUAAAGGAUUCGAUGCAGCACCAGGCCUACCAGGUCGACCAGGAGAAAAAGGUGAACCCGGACUUCCAGGUCCAGGCUUUCCAGGUGCUCCCGGUCCAGUUGGUCCGGCUGGUGAUCGUGGUUUUCCAGGAGUACCGGGUCCACCUGGAGAAAGUGGACUACCUGGAUCGAAAGGUGACCCAGGUUUACCAGGUAUCAAUGGUCUUCCAGGUCCUGUUGGUUUGAAAGGUGAACGGGGUGAACCAGGUCUUGGUGGACAGAAAGGUGAUCAAGGUCUCCCCGGUCCACCCGGUAUAGAUGGUUUACCAGGUCUUCCGGGCACGAUGGGACCACCAGGCCCUUCAGGUUUCGCUGGCGAGAAAGGUGCUGCUGGGUUACCUGGACCAAGCGGACAACCAGGUUUACCAGGUCUACCCGGUAUGAAAGGUGAUCGCGGCUUGAACGGAGCACCAGGAAUGAAUGGAGCUCCAGGCUUACCAGGUGAAAAGGGCGUUCCAGGGUUUCCCGGCCCAGUUGGAUCUAGCGGACUACCAGGUCUUCCAGGCACUUCUGGUCUAAAGGGUGAUCGAGGUCUGCCCGGUUUACCAGGUCAAGCAUGUACGGCAUGUAUACCAGGUCAACGAGGAGAUCGCGGUUUACCAGGUAUAGCUGGUCUACCAGGUCAGAAAGGAGAACCAGGUUCUGCAGCAGCUCGUGGACCAGCAGGUGAACGUGGACCGCCUGGCCUGCCAGGUGCACCAGGCCUUCCGGGAAUUCCAGGAAAAGACGGCUUACCAGGUCUCCCAGGUGCUAAAGGAGAACGUUCGAUUGGUCAAACAGGAAUCAAAGGAGCCAUCGGUGAACCAGGCUUGCCGGGUCCAUCAGGUCUCUCAGGACCUCCAGGUGAACGCGGAUUACCGGGUGCUAAUGGUCUUCCUGGUGCUCCGGGUGAACGAGGUUUACCUGGGCCUAGUGGUAUACCAGGUGCUCCUGGCCUUCCUGGCCCUGCUGGAUACAAAGGUGAAACUGGGUAUAAUGGAUUACCUGGGCCUAAAGGUGAAUCAGGUCCACCAGGUUUAAAUGGCACACCGGGUAUCAAUGGUAUUCCUGGAGCAAAGGGUGAUCCAGGUUUACCAGGUCGAGAUGGUGGUGCUGGCUUACCUGGCCUCAAAGGAGAUCGCGGUCUUAAUGGCUAUCCAGGUGUAGCAGGCGCUAAAGGUGCUGCAGGUGUACCAGGCCUGCCAGGUCCACUUGGUCCACCAGGCCCAUCAGGUCUUCCAGGCAUCAGUGGUCUUCCAGGACAAAAAGGAGAAGCAGGUCUACCAGGAACCCCAGGUUCAAACGGUCCACCUGGUUUGAAUGGACCACCAGGUCUUCCAGGUGACGCUGGUUUGCCAGGUUUAUCGGGUCAAAAAGGUGAACCUGGCUACGCUUCGGCUGGACUCAAAGGUGAACCUGGUCCAAGUGGUCGUGACGGUCUUCCAGGUCUUCCAGGUGAAAAAGGAAAUCAAGGUUAUCCCGGCCCAGCUGGUAAUUCUGGCCGAGAUUGUGAUGUACCAAUCACAGGACAAAAAGGUGAUGCUGGUCUUCCUGGACUUCCAGGCGCUCCAGGUUUACAAGGUCUUCCUGGUCCAAUGGGUAAAGAUGGUCUUCCCGGUACUGCUGGCUUACCGGGUAUACCAGGUGCCAAAGGCCGCGAUGGAUUUCCAGGUUCAAAUGGUCUCCCCGGCUUACCAGGCGAACGUGGCUUUGCUGGAAUGCCAGGUCAACCAGGUUUACCAGGAGAGAAAGGAAACGCUGGAUUCCCUGGCAGUUCAGGCUUUGCUGGACAAAAAGGAGAUCGUGGUAUGGAUGGUCUUCCUGGUGCUCCUGGAUUAGCUGGUCUCCCCGGUCCCAAAGGUGAUUGUAUUCAACCACAACCAAUUGUCAGUCGUCCAGGUGUUAAAGGAGAACCUGGUUCAGCAGGAUUGCCAGGAUUACCUGGACUUCAAGGACCACCAGGUCAACCUGGUCCACGAGGAGAGAACGGUCCACCAGGCCAACCGGGUCAACCAGGCCUACCAGGUUAUGUUGGACCUAAAGGUGAACGUGGUACACCGGGUAUUCCGGGUGUAGCUGGUAUUGCUGGUCCACCAGGUGCUAGUGGCCCACCUGGUCCAGCAGGUCCUGGUCUCCAACGAACUGGUUUCAUGGUUGUACGUCAUUCACAAUCAGCUCAAGUACCGGAAUGUCCAUCAGGAAUGGUUAAACUAUGGGAUGGUUACAGUUUACUCAUGAUGCAAGGCAAUGAUCAUGGUUAUCAUCAAGAUCUUGGCUCGGCUGGUUCAUGUCUUCAGAAAUUUUCGGCAUUACCAUACUUACGUUGUGAUCACACCAAUGUAUGCUAUUAUGGCCAAACAAAUGACUUAACAUACUACCUCUCGACCACGGAACCCAUGCCAAUGAUGCCAGUUCAACGUGAUCAAAUUCGACCUUACAUAUCACGCUGUGCUGUAUGUGAAGCACCUGCCAAUGUCAUGUCAUUCCACAGUUUAUCGAUGACACCACCGCCAUGUCCAAAUGGAUGGAAUAUCCUUUGGCAAGGUUACAGUUUUGUCAUGCAUCUUGGCCGUGGUGCUCAAGGUGGUGGCCAGUCAUUAUCAAGUCCUGGUUCCUGUCUUGAAGACUUCCGCGCAACGCCAUUCAUCGAAUGUUCAGGCACAGAUGGCAAUUGUAUGUAUUAUGCAAAUAAGUUCAGCUAUUGGAUGACAGUUAUUGAUCAAAAUAAUCAAUUCGAAGUUCCACGUCAAGAAACAUUAAAAUCGGGUAAUCACAGAAAUAAGAUCAGUCGUUGUACAGUUUGUCUGAAAACACAGCAAAACACAGGACAAGGUGGUUAUCAAAACGGAAACUAUUAUGUCGGACAAACUUUGAAGAAACAUUAA